GUCAGUGUUUUGUCAAGUCUGUACUGUUUACUUUAAUAAUUUGUCGGUGUUGUUAGUGGCUUUAAUGUAUGGGUUACCGAGUUUGAAUAUGCAUCACUCAAUUCGAAUCUAGUCCUUAUCCGAUAAUUAACUAUAGUUCAUAUUAUUUCGAAUCCGUCAAUGUCCACCAUUCAAGUUAUCUAUAUAUAUGGACUCAUAGAUCCACCAUUCAAUGUAUCUCUUCCCAUCUCUUCCCAUAUACUUCCCAUCUACUUCCCAUCUCUUCCCAUCUACUUCCCAUCUCUUCCCAUCUACUUCAAAUUUCACAAAAAAUGGAUCCACCAGAGUUUGAUCUCGAAGCUUACCUUGAAAAAAGCAAGAGAGAAGACACUUAUGUACUCAACCACUUUAGGGAGCGUAGAAAUCUAAUAUUGGAGGGUAGCGCACCUCGUGGUAGAAAAUAUCUCAGUAGAGAUCAUGCAGGGGCAAACCAAAGGCUAAUUGACGACUACUUUGCCAAUGAGCCUACAUACGACGAUGGAAUAUUCCGUCGCCGGUACCGGAUGCAAAAACAUGUGUUCCUUCGAAUCGUUGCGGACCUUUCAAGUAGUGAUAGCUACUUCACCCAGCGAGUCGAUGCAGCGAAGAAAGAAGGUAUAUCGCCCUUAGCAAAAUGCACCACAGCAAUGAGAAUGUUAGCCAAUGGUGUGGCAGCAGAUGCAGUCGACGAGUACAUCAAAAUAGGAGAGACUACAGCAUUGGAGUGUGUACGUAGAUUCUGUAAAGGAAUCAUACGAUUGUAUGAGCAAGAGUACAUGAGAGCACCAACCCAAGAGGACCUGCAAAGAAUACUACAGGUUAGUGAAAUGCGGGGGUUCCCAGGCAUGAUCGGGAGUAUUGACUGCAUGCACUGGGAGUGGAAAAAUUGUCCUAAAGCAUGGGAAGGUCAAUUUGCUAGAGGGGAUAAGGGAACCACCACAGUUAUUCUUGAAGCAGUUGCAUCUCCUGAUCUUUGGAUCUGGCAUGCCUUUUUUGGAUGUCCGGGAACCUUGAACGAUAUAAACGUUCUAGACCGGUCACCAGUGUUUGAUGAAUUGGAACAGGGAAACGCUCCACGUGUGAAUUUCAUCGUGAACCAACGUCCCUAUAAUAUGACAUACUAUCUAGCUGAUGGUAUCUACCCUUCUUAUCCAACUUUUGUCAAGUCUAUUAGACUUCCUCAAACUGAACCCGAUAAGUGCUUUGCAAAACAUCAGGAGGGAUGUCGGAAGGACAUCGAACGUGCAUUUGGAGUGCUUCAAGCUCGUUUUAAAAUCAUCCGUGAACUAGCUCGCUUCUGGGACAUAACUGAUUUGGGUAUCAUCAUGAGGUCAUGCAUCAUAUUACAUAAUAUGAUUGUUGAGGAUGAACGAGAUACAUAUGCUCAACGCUGGACCGAUUUUGAGCAAGCUGAGGGAAGUGAAUCUAGUACACCGCAACCAUACUCGACCGAGGUGUUACCCGCUUUUGCGGAUCACGUGCGUGCUAGAUCCGAGUUCCGUGAUCCAAAUGUCCAUCACCAACUACAAGCAGAUCUAGUGAAGCACAUCUGGGCAAAGUUUGGAAUGUAUGAUGAUUAAAUAUGCUUUGUAUCGUACUAAUUACGUUAUUUGUGUGUUGUGUGUUUAGUUUGUUGUCUUGCAUUUUAAGUUAAGCAAAUAAAAUGUAUUAUUGUGUGCUUAGU
This is a messenger RNA of Lotus japonicus, 1702 nucleotides long. Its product is annotated as protein ALP1-like. The transcript has a single exon. Lineage: Eukaryota; Viridiplantae; Streptophyta; Magnoliopsida; Fabales; Fabaceae. The coding region runs from base 312 to 1598 and encodes 428 amino acids. The record is from RefSeq and is a predicted model, not a curated record.